This is a messenger RNA of Oryzias melastigma (Indian medaka), 2244 nucleotides long. Its product is annotated as ATP-sensitive inward rectifier potassium channel 10. The transcript has 6 exons. Gene Ontology annotation, molecular function: inward rectifier potassium channel activity. The coding region runs from base 854 to 2173 and encodes 439 amino acids. Gene Ontology annotation, cellular component: plasma membrane. The record is from RefSeq and is a predicted model, not a curated record. Gene Ontology annotation, biological process: potassium ion import across plasma membrane; regulation of monoatomic ion transmembrane transport. NCBI's taxonomy places the organism in Eukaryota, Metazoa, Chordata, Actinopteri, Beloniformes, Adrianichthyidae.
CAUCGAAAUUCUUUAUUCGCUCGGCCAAUGCGAAAGCUCAGGAAGCCAAGACAACAACAGACAAAAAAAAAGACAAGAUUUUUUAUGGCUUUGAUUUGUAAAACGCCUCCCAUUUAGAGCAACAACUUCCAGGCUUGUAUCUUAUAACCAUCAAACAUUUACACUAGAAAGUUGACAAAGGCUGGGGCAGUAGCGGAGGCUCAGCAACAAAGAGGCCUUUUCACAGCGUACAGUCGGGGACCGGGAGGGUAGGAGGAGAAGCUGGGUGGAGAGCUGAAUUAAUGAAUUAAAAAUGUCCAGAAACAGUGGCUGACUGAAAAAAAAAAAACACUUUUGGGUUUAUAUAAAGGGGCAUGCUGGGGGGCCCUGGAGGAGUGGACAGCGCCGGACGGGGUCCUUUAACUUUGCUCUGUGUGGACACACAGGGCGCUCUCUCUCUCCCUCGCUGCUUUACAUGCAAGGAGAAAAAGUGCAAACUGUGCUCAUCCGAUUACAUAAUGACCCAGUAACAGGGAGUCGGAACUGCUGCUGCCAGUGCCAGUGCGCUGGGACCCGCCGACUGACCCCGGGGUGAUCCUCACCGACUGUGCUUCAUGCAUUUUUAUUUUUCUUUCGCAGGAGUUUUUCCCUUCGGUGCAAAAGAACACAAUGUAAUGCCAGGAUGACAGCCGAGUGAAGCGUGCGCCAACUCAACAAGUGCGACUAGUUCAAGAACCCCUGAAAUUUGCCCUCCUUCUACAACGACAGAUCCAAAUUUCUGUCUAUCCACAUGUUUGCUGGACACUGAAACCCAAUAAACCUGCAACAUCCGAGCUGGGGAACUUCUGUUACAAGGCAACAGAAAGUGCCAGCCAUGACCUCAGCCACGCCCCCAUCCUCCGAAGGCUCCUCCCCCCAGAAAGUAUGCCACUCCCAGACGCAGACUGACAUCACCAAACCGCUGCUGGCCUCUACAGGUGGGAAUGGGAGUACAGUUGCAGGUGGAGGAGCAGCAGCAGGAGCUGGGGGGCCCAUUGCCCUUCGGAGGAGGCGAAGGGUCCUCUCCAAAGAUGGCCGAAGCAAUGUGCGCAUUGAGCAUGUCAGCGGCAGAGGGGCGCUGUACCUCAGGGACCUCUGGACGACUUUCCUGGACAUGCAGUGGCGCUACAAGUUCUUUCUGUUCUCUGCCACCUUCGCGGGGACCUGGUUCCUGUUUGGGGUUCUGUGGUACCUGGUGGCCCUGGUCCACGGAGACCUGAUAGAGUUUGACCCCCCCUCAAACCACACGCCAUGCGUAAUGGAGGUGAAGACACUAACUGGGGCGUUCCUCUUUUCUCUGGAGUCCCAGACCACCAUUGGUUACGGUUUCCGGUGCAUCACAGAGGAGUGUCCUGUGGCAAUAGUGCUGCUCAUCACUCAGCUGGUCAUCACCAUGGUCAUGGAGAUCUUCAUCACUGGAACUUUCCUUGCAAAGGUCGCUCGACCCAAGAAGAGAGGUGAGACGGUCAAGUUCAGUCAACAUGCUGUUGUGUCGAGUCACGAGGGCCAACCGUGCCUCAUGAUCCGGGUGGCAAACAUGCGCAAAAGCCUGUUACUGGGAUGCCAGGUGACAGGAAAGUUGCUUCAGACUUCCCUGACAAAGGAGGGCGAAACAGUUCGCCUGGACCAGCGCAAUGUGCCUUUCCAAGUGGAUAUGUCCACUGACAGUCCCUUCCUCAUCAUCCCGCUGACCUACUACCAUGUUAUUGACGAGAACAGCCCCCUCAGAGCUUGGGCAGCAAAAGGAGGCGGCUGGGCCGACCCCGAACUUGCUGAUUUUGAGCUGCUGGUCAUCUUGAGCGCCACAGUUGAGCCGACUUCUGCAACCUGCCAGGUCCGGACGUCCUACCUUCCGGACGAGAUCCUCUGGGGAUACGAGUUUCCUCCCGUCGUUUCCAUCUCCCCGUCAGGAAAAUACGUUGCCGAUUUUGCCUUUUUCGACAAAGUGACCAAAUCCAAAUCCCCGCCCCCUUUCAAACAGUCACUGUCCCCCAGCAAACAGUCACACGGGUCCCAAUACCACAGCGUCAAAGAAGAUGGGAAAAACUUGGAGAAGAUGCGACUGGAGGAGAGCUACAGGGGGGAGGAGAGAGGGCGAGACAAGGGGCGGAUCAGAGAUAAGAGUCCUCGGAGCGUGUGCAUCAGCAAUGUGUGAUACCUGAGACAGGAAGCGGUGGAGGAAAUGGUUGUGAACCCAAGAGAACGUCAAAACAAGAAGAAGAAAAA